Molecule: messenger RNA, 4098 nt
Organism: Drosophila persimilis
Lineage: Eukaryota; Metazoa; Arthropoda; Insecta; Diptera; Drosophilidae
Gene: Mid1
Exons: 5
Coding region: 1-4098 (1365 amino acids)
Biological process (GO): calcium ion import across plasma membrane
Cellular component (GO): plasma membrane
Molecular function (GO): stretch-activated, monoatomic cation-selective, calcium channel activity
Source: RefSeq, a predicted model, not a curated record
AUGCGGCCAGGACCCGGGCUGGUCGUGAUGGCGCUUGCGUUUAUUUCGGGGGCUCGGCGUGGCAGCAGCAGCAGCAUCAGCUCAACGACGACGACGACGACAGCAUCCACAUCAAUAGGAACAACAUCAGCAGGAGCAGCGGGAGCAGCAGCAGUAGGAGCAGGAGGAGCAGGAGGAACUGGAGGAACUGGAGCAACUGCAGCAGGCACAGAAGCAGGUGGACCAGGUGGAGGUGGACUGGGAGGAGGUCACAGAGGUGGAGGAGUUGGAACUGCGUUACCGUCCAGAGGCGAGUCGUCGUCAUUCAUUAGCAGCUCUGGCUCAUAUCUGCUGCCCAUCUUUCUGCCCCACCAUCUCGACUUGUACCGUCGGCCCACGCCCCAGGCCAUCUACCAGCUGCCACCCACUUACCAGCACGCCCACGACCACGACGAUCCGCGUGCCCGCACCGAGGCCCUCAGCGCGAGGCUACAGCGUCGAAGGCGACGCGAGCGCAGCCUCAGUAGCGAUAUUGUUGGCAGGGCUGGAGGGACAGGGAGUGGAGCGAGAGCAGGAACGGGGACGGGAACGAGGACUGAGUCCAGCAACGAGGAGGAGGAGACCGAACAGGAGCCAGAGGAAAGCGGUCUGCCAGUGCAGUAUUCAUCCUCACAAGCGUUAGACGAGGACGAGGACAUCUUUGCCCUUGUGGCCGAGGACGAUUUGCUUUCCGAAGAGUCCUUCGAUCGCUUGAUAAAGCUCAACGAGGACGUGGACGAGGAGGAUAAGCUCACGGAAGAGGAUUACAAUAUCCAGCAGCAGCCGCAUCUGCAACAGCACGAGCCAGUCCAAGAGUUGGAGGCGGAUACCGAGACAGAGACGGAAACAGAAACAGAAACGGAGACGGAGCCUGAGCAACAGCAGCGGGACGAGAGCAGCCUGAUUGAUGAGAGUGUCCUGCAGCACAGCGACAACAACAGCCCGAAGGAGUUUCCUUCCACCAACAGCAACAGUAAAAGCAACAGCAACAGCAACAACAAUAAUAACAACAAGAGAGAAGCUACCGGCAACAUCCUUGAUGCCCAGGCGGCUCAGCUGAUUGGUCACAAGGAUAACAGCUGGUCCGGCGGCGCCUUUAGCGCCACCGCUGCAGUGGCCGUAGCCGGGUCAGCGGCAGCGGCAGCAGAAGCCAGAACAGCAGGAGGCGGGACAGCAAGAUCCCUGCCAGACCCCGUGGAGCUGAAGAAGAGCAUACUCGGCACUGCGUCCUCAUUAACACGCCUUAAUCCUUGGAUAUCAGCCUGUGAUCUGGCACAGCCGGGCACAGGCACCGACUUGCAGGGUCAGUGCUCGGCUGGCACACUGCCCAUGGCCUGGGUCGAUGAGGGACCUGGGCCCCCAACGUGUCCGCGUUCCUGCGCCGAGCAGCAGCAGCCCCCACAGAAACGGACCGCAGCGCCCGGAGAGGGCUCCAUGUCGAAGAGGAGCGUCACCAGUAACAAUAAAGCCAAGUAUUUCGUAAACUAUAAGACAUCCCAGAUGCGCUUGGGUCACAGCAGUCGAGUCAUGUCGCGGGUGCGCAGGGAGCGGGAUCGCAGCGAAGGGGAUCCUCCGGUCACGGACAUCCCCACCACAACAGAGGCCGAGCAGGACCUGGAGCUUGAGCUGGGGGAGAGUGCGGCUGCAUUCUCCACCAUGGCCAGCCCCAGCACCGAGGACAUGGAUGCGGCGGCAGAGCCAACGUUGUCCUACAGCCAUCUGCAUGCCCAGCCGCAGAUUCACCUCGACGCAGCGGACCAGCCGGAGCAGGGGCACGCUGGAGCUGGAGCUGGAGCAGAGGCUGAGGAUGAGCAACAACAGUGCCUUGAUUAUCUGGGCGAUGCCGCCGAGUCGAGUCCGCAGCAUCUGUGCGGCCUGGAGUCACCCACGGAGCUGCUGAAGCGGCUGCGGACGCUGCGCCUUCGGAACUGCUGCGAGAGGAGUGUGUUCAGCGCUCUGCACACGCUGGCCCUCAACGCCACCCUGUCGGACCGGGGCGAGUGCGUCCGCAUCCUCAGCGACCUGCUGGACGUGGACGCCCUGGCCAAUCGCAUCACCUGCGAGCUGGCCGAGAUCCUCUUCCGCUUCGACUGUCGGCAGGUCUACUCGUUGAUCAACCAGUGCGACGACUGCAAGGAAGCAUAUCGUCGCUGGGUGUGCAGCACGCUGGUGCCAUAUUUUGCCGAGCCAAAGGACGUUGCGCCACUCGGGAAUGAGCAGAGUAGCAAUGCGAAAACCCCGGGCAAAAACAAGCGUUCGGCGUGGAGUGCAACGUGGACUGAGGGAGGGGGAGCUGGUGGAGCUGGAGGAGCUGGUGGAGCUGGAGGAGUAAACGGAAUCAAGCAUAAAUCUCUGAAAUUAAUCAGCAAUAACAAUAAAUCAAAUAACGGCAAUAACAUGAACGAGCGUCAGAUUAAUCAGAAGACUGACAAGAGCUCGACGGCGAAUGGGAACGAGGAAAACGCAAACGUGAACGGGGACAAUGACCGCAAUGUGGAGGAUGCGAUUGGCAGGGAUCUGGCUCAGACAUUCUAUGAUGUUGUUGGCAUGUCUAAUCCCCACCAGAGCCAGGUGGCGGCGGGAGUGGAGGAUGGAGGCGAGGGGCCAGUUGCCAUGGCCGCGGCUGAGGCUGAAACACAAUCCAAUAAUUUCAUAUCGACUGCCAAUAAUGCGGAUCCCAGAGCCUUGGAUCCAGUGAUAUCAAAACUUCAAAAGAGAUCAACACGCAAGACAGAGUUCCGCAAACGACGACGCAUCCGGCCCUGCCUGAGCGUCUGCCAAACUGUGGAACAAAAGUGCCCCUAUCUGCUGCCCGCCGACCGCGCCCCUGCGCUGCCCACCCAAUAUGCCGGCGAGCCGACAUUUCUCUGCCUAGAUCAAAAUAUACCCGAAACUGGGGAGCAGCUGAAGAAGUCCAGCUACGGCCCCAACGACUGCUGCUACAGUUACUGCAAUGGAGCCGCGAGCGGAGUGUGCACCGUGUGUCAGGACUUUGCCCCGCCCCCGCCCCGAGCGAUCCCCAGCGAUGUGGCAGCAAACUCCACCCGCCGAGUCCACAACAUAACACUCACGCUAAGCUCUCCCCCCGGCGAGCAUGCCCGGGCCAAGAGCGUGGCUCUGGCCCUGAGGAACGUGACAAAGGAGCGCGACAGCGAGCAGGACGCCAUGGAGUCGCUGAUGGAGCGCCUGCCGUACUAUGCACGGCUCGACAGCAUCUACUACUACGACGAGGACGGAGAGAUGCCCAAGGCGCCGGUGUCCGGCAACUGUGCCCCCGUGCCAGCCGUCACCACUCGCUGCACAUUCCCGUACUAUGCCUCGGGCACAGAGGCCGCGGCACCGCCCACGCAGCUGCUCGUCUGGCUGAGUGCGUUGCUCGGCCUUCUCAGCAGCUGUGGGGCGGCCCGCAACCGCUGGAGCUGCAGCUGGAGCUGGAGCGGCGUCUGUGGGCAGCGCGGCAGUGGUCGCCAGUGCGUCAACUGCGAGGCCAGCUGCCACGAGCAGGAGCUUAUCACCAGCACCAGCGGCGGCAGCGGCAACAGCGCUGCAAGUGCCUGCAGUGGCAACAGGAACAGGAGCAGCCAGCAAAGCGUCGAUGGUAAAUGCAAGGAAAAGGCUCCCCAAUCAGAAGCCGAGGCUGAGGCCAACGCCGAGGAUGGAGCUGCUUCCGGGUCGAAUGCCUGGAUGUGGGCGUGGUCGGUGAGACCACUGAAUACUCAUAGGCAAAUGUGUAGCAAAGUACGGUACUUUAGUAGCCGGAGUAAGUUUAAAUGCGAGUCGAGAGGUAGUGGUGGUCGUAUAACCAUGCCUAACUAUAGAGACUUAGAUCCAGUACGAUUACGAGUCAGGAUCAGGAUCACAAUCAGGUGGAGUUGGAGCUGGCCAGGCGGGGACGGGCGGUGGUGGGGGAUGUCAGCGUCUCAGACGAGGGAGGGGUGCACUAGGACUAUUAACUAUCGCUAUUUCUACUACUACAACUACAACAUCAACGAUUGGUGGCGGAGAUGGUGUCUGGGGCAGCGGGAGGGGGAGAGGGAGGGGGAGGGGAAGUGGCGGACUGUGGGCAGCGGUGCCUUAUAG